UUAGGUAGGUAGUGUUGAUGAGAUGAGUGAGGGAGGAGAGAGUUGUUAGUGUCAUAUUUAACAUUAUAUUGUGGUGUUAGUGUGAUAUUUAACAUUAUAUUGUGGUGUUAGUGUGUGUGUUGUGACCUACAAACAUGAGUGAACAAGUGCACCUCCAACCAUUACAACCUUCACUCAACAAUAUAGUGGAGCAACACACCUUAAAAUGGGUGUUUGUGGGAGGUAAAGGAGGUGUUGGUAAGACCACUACCAGCUGUAGUCUGGCAGUGCAGUUAGCCAAAAUCCGGGAGUCGGUCCUCAUCAUCUCUACGGAUCCUGCUCACAACAUCUCCGACGCCUUUGACCAAAAGUUCUCCAAGGUUCCUAUUAAAGUCAAAGGGUUUGACAACCUAUAUGCCAUGGAAAUUGACCCAAAUAUUGGGUAUGGAGAACUUCCAGACGAAUAUUUUGAAGGAGCAUCCGAUGCCAUGCGCAUGGGUCGAGACAUCAUGCAGGAGGUACUGGGGGCCUUCCCGGGUAUAGAUGAAGCUAUGAGCUAUGCAGAAGUUAUGAAGCUGGUUCAGGGUAUGAACUUCAGUGUUGUGGUCUUUGACACUGCUCCGACUGGACACACACUGCGUCUACUGUCAUUUCCUCAAGUGAUUGAGAAGUCAUUAGGGAAGUUAUUACGACUCAAGAAUCAAAUUAGUCCAUUCGUAAACCAGGUUGCUGGUCUUCUUGGCAUGCAGGAAUUCAAUGCUGACGAGGUGUCUGGUAAACUAGAGGGCAUCCUACCAGUCAUACAGAAAGUCAACGAGCAGUUCAAAAACCCGGACCAGACAACGUUUGUUUGCGUUUGCAUUGCCGAGUUCUUAUCCCUGUAUGAAACCGAGCGACUAGUUCAAGAGCUCACACGAUAUGGAAUUGACACACACAACAUAGUUGUCAAUCAAUUGUUAUUCCAAAAAGAUGGUGAACAGCCGUGCUCUAUGUGCUCUGCUCGAUGCCGUAUCCAAGCCAAGUACCUUGACCAGAUUGCCGAUUUGUAUGAAGAUUUCCACGUGAUUAAACUACCCCUUCUUGAACACGAGGUUCGAGGUGUCGAACAAGUGAAAAGCUUUUCGGAAAACCUCAUCAAACCUUACCUAGCCUAAAAACUGCAAUGUCUACAAUGCUGCAGUUUGUGUCACUCAAUAUCAAUGAGUUGAUGUUUUCAUUGUUUUUGUGUUUUCAUUGUGUAAUGGGUAGGUGAGAAUAAUUUAUAUACGUACAGAGUACUUACCUAUAUGUAGUUGCAGGGGUUGGGUCAUACCUCCUGGUCCCACCUUUCAAUUUGCUGCUUGCCAGAUUCACUCCCUCCUAGCCUGAUGGGCCCUACUGUACCUGCUCUUAAAACUGUGUAUGUAAACAGCUUCCUGGCAGGCUUGAACUAUACACAGUUGUUUGAGCCAUACACUGACCAUACAAGUAAUAUACACAUGUACGAAUAACCCACAUUUAACGACACAGAAAAAGGUGAAUAUGUUUUUGUUUGGGCUUCUAGUCGGCAAAGCAUUGGAUUUCUAGUAGGCAAAGCAAAGCAUGUGUUUUUUAUGUUUUGCUGAAUGGGGUUGUGUGUAUAUUCUUGGGAAAAACAUUAAACCUGUAGGGAUGGGAGAGAGGUGUCAUACAGGACCUGCAGACUGCAAGGUAAUCAGAUCUGAUCCAAAGAAUGAGAGGCAUCUCCAGUUCCUAGGAUCUAGCACCUCUGACUGACAGAGGUAUUGGGCUUGAAGGUCAAGGAUUCUUCCAGGGUUACCACUUUGUAUGUUGUUAGUGCUAAAAUAAUCGCAGGAAACCAAGGGGGUCACAAGACUGAAUAUUGUAAGUCCUUGACUCACAAACAUGUUGAGAAGCUUCUGUAUUGUGUUUAUCAUUGUUAUAUCAUUAUCGUGUAUAAUAUUAUAAAUUAUUGUACACAACACAGAAGGACCAUAAUAUGUUCGUAAGUUGAAGACUUCUUGUGUUAUGAAUGUUAAACACAUUGGGGUCCUCCUGAAUUGUGUAAAAGUCAAGGGUUUACUCUACAAUAUUUCUGUGGGUUUAUUGGAGCUUUUGAACCUAGUCAGCUCCCUUUUAAAGCUCCUAUUAUGGUGCAAGUUUGUGUAAAUGCUUUGAAAAGAUGUGUACAGUAAAGGUGCUCCUUGACUUAGGAUAUUGUGACUUGAUAGUGAUGCAAGAACAGUUGCUUUGGAGAUGAAACUUAAUUACCCAGCAUGAAGGCAGCAAGUUCCUAACUUGUACUAUUUAUUUACCUUUCAAUACUGGUAUUUGAUUAGUUACAGUAAUUAUUUUUUUAUUUAUUCAGUGGCAGAAGUUAUUUAUUGACUUGUUUAUUCAGCACAUCACAUUUGACUCGUGAUGGGUUCGUUGGAACAACCCCAAUGUAAGUCAAGGAACACCUGUACAUGUAAACUUGACUAGCACAUGGAAAAGGCUGCAUAGUACUCAGCAUUGAACUUUGUAAUGACACUUUAUAGAGGAGCUGUAUAAGGGGGCUUAUUGUGCACAAACCAUACAUAAAGCCUUGAUUUAUGAACAAAUAGGGAUGGAGAAGGUGAUGGGUUGUGGUGGAUAAAGAUGGAAAUUUUGAUGGGGAUCGUACCAAUAAUGGACAAUUAUGGAACUAGUGGAGUGUGUCCGUUAUCCCUCGACCAGUUGAUCCAGCAGAUUUUUCACAUAUUCCCGAAAUUUAUUAAAGCCAGAGUUGACUUUAACAACAUACAAUACUGUCUCGGUUAUAUCAUUCUUGUACGUUUGUAUGAAAUACUUGCAUCUGUGGUCCCUUUGAUAAUAAAUAUUAUUUUUUUUUAAUGGAAUAAAGGACCAAAAUGAG
Cherax quadricarinatus is the source of this 2854-nucleotide messenger RNA. Its product is annotated as ATPase ASNA1 homolog. Lineage: Eukaryota; Metazoa; Arthropoda; Malacostraca; Decapoda; Parastacidae. Gene Ontology annotation, biological process: post-translational protein targeting to endoplasmic reticulum membrane. The record is from RefSeq and is a predicted model, not a curated record. Gene Ontology annotation, molecular function: ATP binding; ATP hydrolysis activity. Gene Ontology annotation, cellular component: GET complex.